AUGGUAUUGACACAACAGAGAAGACAACCUGCCUCGGACGACCAGUUUCCAACCACUCAGCUAUUCCUCCUAGCAAUAUGUCGUGUUGCGGAGCCUAUUGCCUUGACUUCCAUCUUCCCAUACUCAUGGGUGAUGGUCAAGGACUUCAAUGUGGCUAAUGGAUCCGAUGCUUCCUUCUUUGCUGGUAUACUUGUCUCGGCCUUUUCACUAGCCGAAGCGCUCACCGGUAUGUUUUGGGGAAGCCUCUCAGAUCGUGUCGGUCGCAAACCUGUCCUGCUCUCCGGUUGCGUCGGAACCAUGGCAUCCCUUCUCAUUGUCGGCUUCGCGACGAAUUUUUGGGUAGCUCUCUUUGGUCGGGCCCUCGGGGGCAUUUUAAACGGAAAUAUCGGUGUCAUCCAGACUAUGGUCGGCGAACUAGUCAAAAGACCUGAGCAUGAACGUUUCCCUUCCUUGUUUUAUCGUGAAGGUCUCUUUGGCAGAUUCCCUUAUCUCCUGCCGAACCUUGUUUGUUCUGUCUUACUCCUUCUCAGUAUCUUCUUCAGCUGGCUCUUCCUGCAAGAGACUCAUCCCGAUAUGCAGCCUUGUACUGCUACCGAAAAUCUCGACGGCAGAUCCGCAGAACGCCCUCUUUUGGCGACUGCUGGGGCGACCGCCAAUGCAGGAGCGGACCUACGAGCCGAAUCAUACGGCACUUUCAACCAGGUACACCUAUACGACGAGGAGGAUUGGUUGGUACGGGCAGACGGUUCAAGGCCUGAGAAAAUUCCACAAAGACAAACCAUCUUCACGAAACGAGUCACGAUGCUCAUCGUUGCAUUAGCGAUUUUCACUUAUCACUCUAUGACUUAUGACCAUUUAUUGCCUAUUUUUUUGCAGGACAAGACUUUACGGGACGUUCCUACUGUUGGAAACUCGAUAUUGAAGUUCCCCGGCGGUGUUGGUCUCUCAACCAGAACAGUCGGCUUAAUCAUGUCUACCGACGGCAUCAUUGCUCUCUUCAUUCAAAGCGUCAUUUUCCCUGCAUUGGCACAUUAUUUGGGGGUGUGGAGACUUUUCGUGAUUGUGACCAUCCUUCAUCCGGUGGCUUAUUUCAUGGUUCCAUUCCUGAUUUUUCUCCCUCGCAGUCUGUUGUUCUUCGGCAUUUAUGGAUGUUUAGUCGUUCGCAAUAUCCUUGCAAUCAUUGAUUACCCCGUCUUGUUGAUCCUUAUUAAGCAAGCUAGCCCUUCCGACUCUGUCUUAGGAAAGAUCAAUGGCCUUGCUGCUUCCGCUGGAGCUGCUUCUCGCACUAUCGCCCCGCCUAUCGCUGGUUAUUUGUACAGCACCGGUGCGGAACUUGAUUGUACUGCACUCGCAUGGUGGGGAAGCACUCUAGCCGCAAUCGUCGGUGCCGUGCAGCUGUGGUUCAUGGAGCGAAAGAAACACUCGUCCGCUACAAUCCAGCCAGCCGCCCCCUGCCACUAUCUGCCAAAUGAGGCCCACCCUCGGAGAGACGCCGUCCAUAUCAUAGUUACAGGUACUGAUGUUGGCACGCCGGAUGCCUAA
Molecule: messenger RNA, 1542 nt
Organism: Aspergillus oryzae RIB40
Lineage: Eukaryota; Fungi; Ascomycota; Eurotiomycetes; Eurotiales; Aspergillaceae
Exons: 3
Coding region: 1-1542 (513 amino acids)
Biological process (GO): transmembrane transport
Molecular function (GO): transmembrane transporter activity
Source: RefSeq, a predicted model, not a curated record